Messenger RNA from Lymnaea stagnalis (great pond snail), 483 nucleotides. NCBI's taxonomy places the organism in Eukaryota, Metazoa, Mollusca, Gastropoda, Lymnaeidae. The record is from the annotation of a GenBank genome assembly.
CAAAUAUCUCAGCCAGGAAUAAGUAAUAACAAGAGGUAUAUUCGUAGCUUUAAUUCUGAAUGGUAUCAACGAAAAAUUUGGCUCUGUGGCUGUGAAGUAAGAAAUGCAUUGUUUUGCUUCCCAUGUUUGCUGUUUGGAGGAGAUGUAAUGUGGACAAAAGACGGCUUUAGAAAUAUAAACAAAAUGAAAGAAAAAACUGAAAAACACGAGAAGUCAAAGAAGCAUAUCGAAAAUGUAGUUUCACUGUCACUUUUAGGAAGCGUAAAUAUUAAAGAGAAACUUAGUGAGGCCUACAGGCUUUCAAUCAUUGAGCAUAACAUGAAGGUUACCAAGAACCGUGAAAUUUUAUCCAAGAUAAUAGACUGCAUUUUAUUCUGUGGAAACUUUGAUAUUGAAAUUCCCUUACGUGGAUAUGAUGAAAAAGAUGAUUCAAUAAAUCCAGGCAUAUUUAGAGGAUUAGUAAAUUUUGCAUCUAAAUUAGAU